GUGAUGGAAGAGCUCACCGCUUUCGUGUCUAAGUCUUUCGAUCAGAAAGUGAAGGAGAAGAAGGAAGUGAUAACCUACAGGGAGGUGUUGGAGACCGGGUCGACGCGAGCAGGGAGCAGGGAGUCUUUAUCUGCGGAGCCGGGGAGCCGAGAGGAGCCGGCCGCCGUUAACCGGAACGUUGCGCUCUCGCCGGGCAGGGAAACUGACAUGCUCGGCCCGGAAAGAAUCAGGGACGCCGGGAGCCCCAAACUCAUUGACGGCACCACGGAUGUAAAAGAGAGAAAAGAGGACUCGAAGCCCAUUGAAGACGAGACACAGACUAAAAUCAAACAGAGGAGAAGUCGGACUAACUUCACAUUAGAGCAGCUCAAUGAGCUGGAGCGGCUCUUCGACGAAACCCACUACCCGGACGCCUUCAUGCGGGAGGAGCUUAGCCAGCGACUGGGACUGUCGGAGGCCCGAGUACAGGUUUGGUUCCAGAACAGAAGAGCCAAAUGCAGAAAGCAGGAGAACCAAUUACAUAAAGGAGUCCUGAUUGGAGCAGCGAAUCAGUUUGAAGCUUGUCGUGUAGCGCCAUAUGUCAACGUGGGGGCUUUACGGAUGCCAUUCCAACAGGAUAGUCAUUGCAACGUGCCGCCCUUCUCCUUUCAGGUGCAGGCGCAGCUACAGCUGGACAGCGCCGUGGCGCACGCGCAACACCACCUGCACUCUCACCUGGCGGCGCACGCGCCCUACAUGAUGUUCCCCGCACCGCCGUUCGGCCUCCCCCUGGCGACGCUCGCGGCAGAGUCAGCCUCCGCCGCCUCCGUCGUGGCCGCCGCCGCUGCCGCCAAGAACACCAGCAAAAACUCCAGCAUCGCCGACCUAAGACUGAAGGCCAAAAAGCACACGGCCGCGUUGGGACUGUGACC
Molecule: messenger RNA, 911 nt
Organism: Oreochromis aureus
Lineage: Eukaryota; Metazoa; Chordata; Actinopteri; Cichliformes; Cichlidae
Gene: shox2
Product: short stature homeobox 2
Exons: 5
Coding region: 4-909 (301 amino acids)
Biological process (GO): regulation of transcription by RNA polymerase II
Cellular component (GO): nucleus
Molecular function (GO): sequence-specific double-stranded DNA binding; DNA-binding transcription factor activity, RNA polymerase II-specific
Source: RefSeq, a predicted model, not a curated record